Molecule: messenger RNA, 715 nt
Organism: Papilio xuthus (Asian swallowtail)
Lineage: Eukaryota; Metazoa; Arthropoda; Insecta; Lepidoptera; Papilionidae
Product: transcription factor ETV6-like
Exons: 2
Biological process (GO): regulation of transcription by RNA polymerase II; cell differentiation
Cellular component (GO): nucleus
Molecular function (GO): DNA-binding transcription factor activity, RNA polymerase II-specific; sequence-specific DNA binding
Source: RefSeq, a predicted model, not a curated record
ACCGCCCGCGCCGCGCCUUACCCCCCAUCGCCCCACAGCCACCCCCCCACACCCACCUGGGCCGUCGACAGUUUCCAUCACUUCCACAGUGCUGCGGCAGCUGCCGCGCAACCCAACUCCGUGACUCUGAGUCCAGCGCCCUCAAUCGACAGUUCUGGAAGUCCGCAGAGGGGAGAAACGCUCGGUUACGCGUCGGCGUAUGCUCCUCCUGUACCCGUGUCAGCCCAAGCGGCGAGUUCUGGUAGCAACCAUUCUGACUCAGAUGAAGAGAAUCAUUUCGCGCCGCCACCACGUUCGCCGAAGGAGACUUCAUUACCGAGUCCCGCGCCGCAAACGCACUCAGCGCCGCAACACACGCACUACCGGGCACAACAUCGGGAAUUCUUCCCGAAUGAUAUGCCCGAAUCAAAUACAAAUGGAAGACUAUUGUGGGAUUUCCUUCAACAAUUACUCAAUGAUCCUACCCAACGAUACACAAAUUACAUCGCGUGGAAAAACCGCGACACCGGAGUUUUCAAGAUAGUGGAUCCGGCGGGACUCGCCAAACUGUGGGGAAUCCAGAAGAACCAUCUUUCAAUGAACUACGAUAAGAUGUCACGUGCGCUCAGAUAUUACUACCGCGUCAACAUUUUACGGAAAGUGCAAGGAGAGCGUCACUGUUACCAGUAAGUAGCUGAAACUUUACUAUUGUUUUGAUUUAUAUUGCACACACCAU